Anopheles marshallii is the source of this 459-nucleotide messenger RNA. RefSeq names its product plasminogen receptor (KT). Lineage: Eukaryota; Metazoa; Arthropoda; Insecta; Diptera; Culicidae. Gene Ontology annotation, cellular component: plasma membrane. The coding region runs from base 1 to 459 and encodes 152 amino acids. Gene Ontology annotation, biological process: positive regulation of plasminogen activation. The transcript has 3 exons. The record is from RefSeq and is a predicted model, not a curated record.
AUGGGAAGCUUCUUUUCGCAUCCGACCGGGAUGGAAGUGGUCAAGAAGAAUCAGGAAUACAUUUCCGAGAUGAACAAAAUAAAGAUGGAACGCUGGAUUCAGAUGCACUAUCAGAUGAAGGAACGUGAAACGGCGAUGCAAAUCUCACGGGCACGGGAGCUAUUCUACUGGCUCGCAUCGUUCUAUGGCGUAUCAACCGUCGGACUGAUCGGACGGUUCCGGACCACGAAACGUCCUGGUACGCUUGCACCGAUCGUACCGCUAUCGUUUGUAGUCGCCUACUAUGCGGAUCUUGCGUACGGGACAAAGAUACAUCGAAUACAAGCGGAAGCGGAAAUGAUUAUGCAUAACGAGCCAGAACUAUUGGAGUGGCCCAGCGGACUACCCACGGUGUCGGAGAUCGAUUCGGCACGUCUUGAUAUUGAUGAUAAGAUUCGACUCCAUCCUCAUCAGCUAUGA